UUUGCACUCCUCCUCCUCUUGUGUAACUUUUCUUGAAAUAAAAACUGUAUGCUUAUUUCUAAGGAAUCUUUACAUGCUGACUGUAAGGACUGGAUCGGAGACCAGACUGUAUAUCAUAGACUAAAUAAUACAGCAAGAUCAUACAAGUCAAAGCCUAAAGGGUUUACCAAUUCUCAUAGCUUUCUCACUGCCUCUGUGAAGAUUCAGCUACGAUCAUUGUCAUUUAUCAUUUAAAUGGCGAGCAAAACAGCAAAUCCUCAGAAGAAGUUGCUUCUUAUGGAUGUGGACUGUGGUACUGAUGAUGCCCAGGCUAUUAUGAUGGCAGUAGCUGCUCCUAAUAUUAAAGUUUUGGGAAUUACGUGUGUAGGAGGAAAUACUGAAUUGGAAAAUGUGUGCAAGAAUGUUCUACGCGUCCUACAAAUUUGUGACCGAUUAGAUAUUCCUGUGUAUAGAGGAGCAGGCACAGCAAUCCUAGGACACAACAUAAAUGCAUCAGACUUUCAUGGAAAAGAUGGGCUGGGUGAUGUACCGGAUCCAAAUGCCCCCAGCCUGGAUUUGAUACAAAAAGAGCAUGCGAUUGACGCAAUAAAACGCUUUACUUCCAAGUAUCCAGGCCAGAUCUCUUUGGUGGCUACAGGUCCAUUGACCAACUUGGCCCUAGCUGUGAGGAUGGAUCCAACAAUACCACAGAAACUGCAGAGUUUAUACAUAAUGGGUGGAAAUAUGGAAUCAAGAGGAAACACCACUUGUUGUGGAGAGUUUAACUUCGCUGCAGAUCCAGAAGCUGCCUACAUUGUUUUGAAUGACUAUUUGUGUAAAACCUACAUUGCUACUUGGGAGCAUUCAUGUCGCUCCAAGCUUUCAUGGGAAUGGUAUGAUCGUUGGGUCAACAUGGGGACAAAAAAAUCUGACUUCAUAAAGAAGAUAUAUGCUCUCAGCUUGCAGUACUCAAGAGGUGCGAAGGAAGAGAAAGCCAUUGUGGAUGGGCCUGGAUUUGUCUCUUGUGACUCCUAUGCAAUGGCUGCAGCCAUAGAUCCCAGCACAGUUACCAAGUUCAUUGAAUGUGGAGUGACUGUGGAGCUUUCUGGAAAGUUUACUCGUGGAAUGAUGGUGCUGGAUUUUAUUGAUGAACUAAAGAAGAAAAACAAGGCUAUUAUUAUGAAUGGAUGUGAUCUGGAAAAAUUUGGCAAGCUUAUGGAGUCCUCUGUCAAAUAGAGAAAAAUCCUAAUUCUUGUUAAGGAAAUCUAUUGUUUAAUGUAACUAUUUGCCAUGUUUAACAUGCAUCCCCAUUAAUUACUAAAAUAUAUUUUCCAGAGUUUAAAAUGUAAAACUUGGAUUAAACAAUAUAUGCAAAAUAAAUACUAACAUGGAAUAUACUACUAAAGCAA
Molecule: messenger RNA, 1388 nt
Organism: Rana temporaria (common frog)
Lineage: Eukaryota; Metazoa; Chordata; Amphibia; Anura; Ranidae
Product: pyrimidine-specific ribonucleoside hydrolase RihA-like
Exons: 6
Coding region: 235-1215 (326 amino acids)
Molecular function (GO): hydrolase activity, hydrolyzing N-glycosyl compounds
Source: RefSeq, a predicted model, not a curated record